Messenger RNA from Ruditapes philippinarum (Manila clam), 10026 nucleotides. Its product is annotated as transformation/transcription domain-associated protein-like. The record is from RefSeq and is a predicted model, not a curated record. Gene Ontology annotation, molecular function: protein binding; transcription coregulator activity. Gene Ontology annotation, cellular component: NuA4 histone acetyltransferase complex; SAGA complex; nucleus. Gene Ontology annotation, biological process: regulation of DNA-templated transcription; DNA repair. Lineage: Eukaryota; Metazoa; Mollusca; Bivalvia; Venerida; Veneridae.
GAGUUGCUGAUGAGGAUGCUAGAGGUGUUUGUACUCAAGUUUAAGACUAUUGCCAAGAUACAGUUGCCACAGAUACUGUCAAAAUGUCAAAAGCAGCCAAAUCAGACGGCCACCGACCCAAGCAAGCCUGGAGAGUCUAAGACCCCACCAGCUACAACCCCCACUGUUUCAAGUAUUCCAACAACUCCAGGAGUAGUACCGGAGACCCCUACAUCAUCUGACGUGAAACCACCUCUAGGUAGCGUCUCUGCUGACAUCAAAGAGUCAAGUGCUGCGAAAGAUAAUGAUAAGCCACAGAACAGAUUUGGUGUGACACCUAGUCAGUACAACACAUACUCUGUGGCCGACUGCCGUGGUUUGGUGAAGACUUUGGUAUGUGGUGUGAAAACAAUCACCUGGGGUAUUGUGUCAUGCAAGGCUACUGGUACAGAUGUGACGGAUACAAGCCUAGUUCAGAACAAACAGUUCUUACCGAAGGAGACUCUGGUGUACGUAAGACUGGUGAGGUAUGCCCUACAGGCGCUGGAUAUCUACACGAUUAAUGUGUCACCUAAUGGACAAGCUGUAGUUAGACCUGCUGUGGUACAGACGGUAAGAACUAAAGAAGAAAAGGAAGUACUGGAACAUUUUGCUGGUGUUUUUACGAUGAUGAGCCCGUUCACAUUUAAAGAGAUAUUUGCAACUACCAUAGAGUUUAUGGUUGAUCGUAUACACAACAACUACGCAUUGCAGAUUGUUGCCAACACUUUCCUCGCUAACCCAUCGACGUCCGCUACGUUUGCCACGAUACUUGUGGAGUACUUGUUGGCAAGACUUGAGGAAAUGGGAAGUAACAUGGAGAGAAGUAAUCUAUACCUGAAGUUAUUCAAGCUGGUGUUUGGCUCUGUGUCUUUGUUUGCAAAUGAGAAUGAGCAAAUGUUAAAGCCUCACUUGCAUACUAUAGUCAAUCGUUCCAUGGAGCUUGCGAUGAGUGCCAAGGAGCCGUACAAUUAUUUUCUCCUGCUACGAGCAUUGUUCCGCUCCAUCGGUGGCGGCAGUCAUGAUCUUCUGUAUCAAGAGUUCCUUCCCUUGUUACCAAAUUUGUUACAAGGCUUGAACAGUUUACAGAGUGGCUUACAUCGGCAGCAUAUGAAGGAUUUGUUUGUAGAAUUGUGUUUGACAGUUCCCGUGAGGCUCAGUUCCCUCUUGCCAUACCUGCCCAUGCUGAUGGACCCACUAGUGUCCGCCCUCAACGGAUCCCAAACCUUAGUGAGUCAGGGUUUACGAACACUCGAGUUGUGCGUGGACAACCUGCAACCAGAUUUCCUGUACGAUCACAUACAGCCGGUCAGAGCAGAGUUAAUGCAAGCUCUGUGGAGAACAUUACGGAACCCCGUAGACAACAUUGCUCAUGUGGCAUUCAGGGUGCUUGGAAAAUUUGGUGGCGGCAACAGGAAAAUGUUGAGAGAACCUCAGACACUACAAUUCAACGACAAGGAGACAGUGGGUCCCUGUAUAUCUAUAUAUUUCCAAGAUUGCAAGACGCCCGUCUCGUUACCAGUAGAGAAGGCUAUCGAUGCGGCCCUGACGGCCCUCAAGUGUAGCAGCACGGACACCUACUACCGACGGCAGGCCUGGGAACUCAUCAAAUGCUUCCUUGUCUCCGUCAUGAACCUUGAGGACGACAAACCCACCCUGGAUAACUUGUUUAAUCAUCCGAGUUUUACAGAGAAAGAGAUUCCAGCGCCAAAUAAUCAGCUGUACAAGAAUCCAGAUUCUCACUCGAGAAAAGUUCACGAGCAAGCUUUGACUGGGAUGUUUGUUGCGGCUGCCAUUAAAGAACUACGACAGUCGGCGCUUAGGUUCAUGGGUUGUAUGGUACGUCACUACACAAUGAUAGCCAUAUCGCAGCAGUGCGGGCCGUUUCCGGUGGGCGAUAGGCAGAAUAAACUACAGGGUAUGGACACGCAGAUAUUGAUAGAUGCCCUGGCUGUGAUCAUGGGGCACGAGGAGAAAGAGUUAUGUAAACCUGGCAAUCUGGCCCUAGUUUUGAUUCUUGAUACGGCUACAACGAUACUUGGCUCAAAAGAAAAGGCUUGUCAGUUGCCACUGUUUGAGUACCUUGUGGAGAAGAUGUGUUCUCUGUGCUAUGAUAGGGCAUGGUAUGCCAAAUUUGGAGGCUGUUUAGCUAUUAAGUCUAUGAAUGAGCGAAUGGCUUUACGUUGGGUGCUCGAACACCAGUUCCACUUCCUGAAGGCGCUGUUCUUUGUCAUGAUGGACCUGACGGGUGAGGUAUCUAGCGGGGCUGUGGACCUGGCCAAGUCGAACCUGGACUCGAUGUUGAUGAUGUGUGCGAGGAAGCUGGAAGGGGAGAACGCCAACGAGGACAUGUUGUACGUACAGAAGAAAUCAUUCCAUGAUGUGACAUACGAGCUCGUACGGCAGGUCACCUCACCAAAUACAACAGUGAGAGAGACGGCUAUGAAAUCACUGGAGACACUGGCCCAGGUGACCAGCCAGACUGUAACGGCCAUCAUGGAGCCACAUAAAGAAGUAUUACAGGAUAUGAUUCCACCGAAGAAACACCUGUUACGACACCAACCAGCAAAUGCUCAGAUUGGCCUUAUGGAUGGUAACACAUUUUGUACUAGUUUGAACCCCCGAUUGUUUACGAUUGAUCUGAAUAUUACGGAGCACAAUGUCUACUUCCAAGAGUUACAAAACCUGUGUGAUGCUGAGGACUCCGUGUUACUGAAGUUGCCCUGUUAUAAAUCGGUUACCAACCUAUUACCACUGAGGAAAAGUGCACUGAGAGCCUUAGCAGCUUGUUCCUAUAUAACUACAAAGAGAGAGAAAAUAUUUGCAGUGUUAUACAAAGCCUUGAACAGUAAAACAAGUGAACUUCAAGAGGUGGCCCAUGACUGUAUGAAAAAGUUUAUUGCCAGUGGUCAUAUAGAGAUGGAGAUUGUACAUGGUGCUAUGCGGCCGCUACUGCUGAUGCUGGGAGAUUAUCGUAACCUGGACCUUAACGUAAUUCAACGACUGUCCAGUCUGACGCAGCUGUUCCCAAACACGUUUAACGAGAAGCUGUGUGAACAACUGCUGACUCAUCUUAGGAAGUGGCUCGAGAUAGCACAGGGAAGUCAGAAAUCUGGUCAGGUCAGAGCCACUGGUCAGGAACUGAAGAUCUGUGCCGCUAUUAUCAACAUAUUUCAUCUUAUACCAGCUGCCAGUAAGAAAAUGAUCGAGCCUUUACUCAAGGUUGCCUUACAUGGAGAGAAAACACUACUCAUGGAGCCUGGAAGUCCGUUCCGAGAACCAUUGAGGAAAUUUCUGGUGAGAUAUCCAUUACAAACUGUGGACUAUCUGAUGAAUGAUACAAACAUUAGGGACAUUCAGUACCUCAGAUAUUUUGUGUAUCUUCUUGGUCACAAAGACGGUCAGCCAUUCAGAGAUGUGAUGAAAACGCAGUUUCCUAAAUUGAUUUCCAUGCUUACAGGGAAUGCUCAGGCUCAGCUGACAUUGACAAUAAAUCAGCAACAACAGAAUGUGACACCUGCUGCACAUGGCGAGCUAGAGUACCAGGGCAUUGUUCUCACUCAUACCCUGGUCAGACACGAAGACGAUUGGUUGUCAAACCAGUCACAACUGGUACAAUGUCUGAAGAAGAUCUGGGUAACAGACGAAUUUCAAGCAGAUAAGUCGGUACAGGAUAUCUCUGACUACACUCACUGGAAGGUCCCAUCUCUAGUUGUGAAAUGUUUGCUGAAUUAUUUCAAACACAAUGUGAAUGAGAUAGAGCUAUUGUUUCACAUAUUGAGAUGUUUCACUUCACGUCACGUGCCACAGUAUCAGUUUGUUAAAGAUUUCCUAGACAACACUGUAGCUGCUAGUUACUCUGUGGACUGGAAGAGGAAAGCGUUCUUUAGAUUUGUUGAAGUUUUCCAUGAUGCUGCCUGGAAUCAAGUUCUCAAGGCUAAGAUUAUUCAGUAUGUCCUUCUGCCUUGCUUUCAACAAUCGUUUGAGUCGGGUGACGGGGAGAAAUUGAUCGGUGGUCCGGCUCAACCGGAUCAAGAUAAUCCAGACAAUAUCGUCAGUGUUUUUAUCAACAAGGUCAUUGAUCCGGAAAAUCCUUUCGGGAAUUCCGACGCCGUGAGGAUAUUGUUGUUACAGUUCUCAUCGUUACUGGUGGAACAGGCCGCACCUCAUGUACAUGAUGCUGCCAACAAGAAACAAGGGAACAAAUUGAGGCGCUUGAUGACAUUUGCAUGGCCUUGUUUAUUGAUGAAGAACUGUAUAGACCCUGCCACAAAAUAUCAUGGUCAUCUUUUACUGUCACACAUCAUCGCCAAGUUUGCUAUCCACAAACGUAUUGUAUUACAGGUAUUUCAUAGUUUGUUGAAGGCACAUGCAGUAGAGGCUCGGACUGUGGUGAGGCAAGCUCUAGAAAUACUUACACCAGCGAUGCCUGGAAGAAUGGAGGAUGGCAAUGGCAUGUUGACACACUGGACGAAGAAGAUAAUCGUUGAAGACGGUCAUUCGGUAGCUCAGUUGGUACAUAUACUACAACUCGUGGUUCGACAUUAUAAGGUAUACUACCCGGUGAGGCAUCAUCUGAUCCAGCAUAUGGUCAACUCACUACAGAGACUCGGCUUCACGCAGAGUGCAACAAUCGAGCAUCGUAAGCUAGCAGUGGACCUGGCUGAGGUGAUAAUAAAGUGGGAAAUACAGAGAAUCAAGGAGGACAAUGAUCCACCUGAAGCCUCUGGUGAUGUGACUGCAGGGGCAGUAAAGAGGGCAGGGUCAGUGGAUCCACCGGGUGAGGUGAAGAAGGCCCGCUACUCAAGUGGGGCUGUAGGGAGCCCUGAUCCUGCCACCAAGUCAACAGAGAGUACAAAACCUAUAGAAAAAUCUUACUGUGAUGCUGUGGUGAACUUCUUACUCAGGAUUGCAUGCCAGGUGAGCGAGGUGGCAGGCUCUCCUGGUGAAGUGCUGUCAAGAAGAUGUGUGGCACUGUUGAAGAUGGCCCUGAGACCUGACGUGUGGCCGAACACCGAGUUGAAGCUGGCAUGGUUUGAUAAACUUCUCAAUACUGUAGAGAGUCAGCAGCCAAACUUUAACAACAUUUGUACUGCCCUAGAGUUGUUGUGCUUCCUUCUUACAAUAUUGAAGAAAGAGCAGAUACUUGCAAGCUUCAAACCUCUACAGAGAGGUAUAGCUGCGUGUAUGAACUGUCCGAACACGAAGGUUAUACGCGGAGUACACAGUCUACUGUCACGCUUGAUGAGCUUCUUCCCGACUGAACCAGUCAACUCGAACGUAGCGUCCAAGUACGAGGAGCUGGAAUGUCUGUACGCGUGUGUCAGCAAGGUCGUGUACGAGGGUCUCACCAAUUAUGACAAGGCAACGAAUGGAUCAACAUCACAGUUGUUUAGUACUCUGAUGAUACUGAAGGCAGCGUGUAUACACAACCAGUGUUAUAUUGACAGGCUGAUCACAACGUUUAUGAAAGUACUCACUAAAAUGGCCAGAGAACAUCUUCAGCCUAGUACAUCCGAGGCCAGUCCAGUUGCCAGUGAACUUCUCAUACUCAGCCUUGACCUUGUAAAGAAUCGGGUCGUCGUCAUGUCGAUGGAGAUGAGGAAAAGUUUUAUAGGUCAAAUCUUGGUCGGGCUGAUCGAGAAAACUCCAGACAGUAAAGUGAUGAAAGCCAUCACUAAAAUGGUGGAAGAUUGGGUAAAAACUAAGGGAACAAUUGCUUUGAAUCAGUCACCAUCUAUCAGAGAGAAGGCCAUCCUGCUGGUGAAACUGAUGGUACAUAUAGAGAAAAGGUUCAAUGAUGACCAGGAACUGAGUGCACAGUUCCUGGAACUUGUCAUCUACAUUUACAGGGACGAAGGUCUAAGUGGUACAGAGUUGACUACGAAACUAGAGCAGGCUUUCCUGUCAGGUCUACGAUGUCAACAGCCUCAUAUCAGACAGAAAUUUGUCGAGGUUUUUAACAGCAGUAUUCCACGUCGAGUAUUUGAACGCCUUCUAUAUAUAACGUGUUCACAGAACUGGGAGCUGAUGGGAGGCCACUUCUGGAUUAAACAGUGCAUUGAGUUACUGAUGUCUGUGGCCGUAAAUGGUCACACUAUACAGAGCGCCUCGUCGCUUAACCUGUUACCCUCGGCCAGCAGUAUUGUGAGCUUGGCAGACAGUCAGGAUCGCGCUCACUUCGCCACCAUCAUGAAGAUGAAAGAAGAACCCAUGGAUAUCGAGGCAUUAGAUUCAAACAAGGAGGACGAUGAGAUAGAUAUAGAACUUGGUGUAGCAUCGGAUGAGGCAACACAGAAAGAAUCCCCGAAGAAGGAGAUACAAGACCCGAAACAGAACUUACAGACGUUACUACAGAGACAGGCCAAAUUCCUCGAAAACUGUCGGGAAAUAAAGACUGUGCAGUAUUUGGGAGCACUGAGUCAGUUAUGUCACAGUUCAACAGAUCUCAGUCAUAUUUUGUGGAUGGAUUUAUACCCGAGGAUAUGGAAGGUUCUCUCGGAAAAACAACAACAGAUGUUAGGAGCAGAGUUAGUUCCCUUUAUGUGCAGUGGCAGCCAUGUUGGACAGAAGGACUGUCAUCCGAGUGCAAUACACACAUUUGUCGAGAGUCUGGCCCUCUGUGUACCACCAGUGCCUAUCAGACCUAGUAUACUUAAGUAUUUGGGUAGGACACACAACCUCUGGUACAGAUCUUGUCUUCUCCUGGAACAGAUUGCCUUUGAUAACGCACCAUCAGGUCUAGUGAAAAGAGGCGGGGCUAGUGAGUACGAGUUUGAACCCUCAGGAUCUAAUGCUCCAGGACAGGAGACACUAGAUGGCCUGUGUGACCUCUAUAGCUUAUUAAAGGAGGAGGACAUGUGGGCGGGGCUAUGGCAGAAAAGAUCGAAGUUUGCUGAGACCAAUACAGCCAUAGCCUACGAGCAACAUGGAUUCUUUGAGCAGUCGCAGAGCUCGUAUGAAGCAGCAAUGGCUAAAGCAAGAUCUGACCACAAUGCAGGGGCAGCAUCACCCACCAUUAUACCUGAAUACAGACUGUGGGAGGACCAUUGGAUCAGAUGUUCUAAGGAAUUGAAUCAGUGGGAUCAUCUGUUAGAGUAUGCCAACUCUAAAGGCAACACAAACCCUCAUCUUGUAUUGGAGAGUGCAUGGAGAGUACCAAACUGGGCGCUCAUGAAAGAUGCUCUCUCACAGGUUGAACUGAGUUGCCCCAAGGAGAUGGCAUGGAAAGUGAACUUGUAUCGAGGAUAUAUCGCCAUCUGUCACCCUGACGAUCAUCAUUUAAAUAUGGUAACUAUGAUUGAGAGACUAGUGGAGCUGUCCAGUAAUUUGGCAAUUAAAGAAUGGAGGAGGCUACCUCAUAUUGUCACACAUAUACAUGUUCCACUCUUACAGGCUGCCCAGCAGAUCAUGGAGUUACAGGAGGCUGCCCAGAUCAACCAGGGUCUUCAACCUGCCAACAUCACCCGCAGUACUAGUCUUCAUGAUAUGAAAGCUAUUGUCAAAACUUGGAGGAAUCGUCUGCCUAUGAUAUCCGAUGACCUGUCUCACUGGAGUGAUAUAUUUACCUGGAGACAACACCAUUAUCAGUUCAUUGUAAACCAUUAUGAUGCUGCACAAGAUCAGCAAAACAAUCAUUCGAUGUUGGGAGUACAUGCCUCGGCUCAGGCUAUCAUACACUUUGGUAAGAUUGCCAGAAAGCAUAACUUGUCUGGUGUCUGCCUCGACUCUCUUAGCAGGAUUCACACAAUACCCAGUGUUCCGAUAGUGGACUGUUUCCAGAAGAUUAGGCAGCAAGUGAAAUGUUACCUACAGAUGGCUGGAUCCAUGGGCAAGCCUGAGUUAAAUGAAGGACUAGAGGUUAUAGAGUCAACCAAUCUGAAAUACUUCACUAAAGAGAUGACAGCAGAGUUUUAUGCCCUGAAGGGAAUGUUCCUAGCCCAGACAGGUCGCUCUGAUGAUGCUAACAAGUCGUUCUCGGCAGCUGUACAGAUGCAUGAUACUCUAGUUAAAGCAUGGGCAUUGUGGGGAGAUUAUCUUGAAUCUGUCUUCACCAGGGACAAACAAAUCAACCUUGGAGUAUCUGCUAUCACGUGUUUCCUGCAUGCAUGUCGGCACCAGAACGAGAGCAAGUCACGGAAAUACCUGGCCAAAGUUCUCUGGUUACUGACGUAUGAUGAUGAAAAAUCUACCUUGGCCGAGGCGGUGGACAAAUACUGUGUAGGAGUUCCGCCAGUACAGUGGUUGCCUUGGAUUCCGCAGUUGUUGACGUGCCUGGUUAGAAAUGAGGGACGUCUAAUUAUGAACCUGUUGAGUCAAGUUGGAAGGAUGUACCCACAAGCUGUCUACUUCCCAAUAAGGACUUUAUACUUGACACUUAAAAUUGAACAAAGAGAAAGAUACAAGAGUGGAGAGAUGACAUUAAGCAGGAGUAAUUCUCAGGUUGCCACGACAACAAGUUCCGGUUCCAGUAGUCAGAUAAUGUCACCUACAACACCAGGACUUGUUGUACCAACCACGCUGGAACCCACACUCUCGGUUACAGACACAGUAAGUUCAGGUUCCACCACUUUAACCGCCACAUCUACCACCACUGCCAGUAGUUCCGCCUCGGGACGAGGCAGCUCAAGUCAGUCGGAUGCCGGCCCGAUACGUGCACCAGCUCCGAUGUGGCGGUGCAGCAGAAUCAUGCACAUGCAGCGCGAGCUUCACCCGACUAUCCUGUCGUCGCUGGAAGGUAUCGUUGACCAGAUGGUCUGGUUCCGGGAGAACUGGUAUGAGGAGGUCCUCCGCCAGCUACGUCAAGGUCUGGCGAAAUGUUACGCUGUAGCAUUUGAAAAUAGAGCUUCAGUUGCUGAUGCUACAAUUACUCCACAUACCCUCAACUUUGUGAAGAAGUUGGUCAGUACAUUUGGUGUUGGUAUCGAGAACGUUUCUAACGUAGUCACCACUUUCUCUAGUGCCGCGUCCGAGUCUCUGGCGAGGAGAGCUCAGGCCACGGCACAGGAUCCAAUCUUCCAGAAGAUGAAAAGCCAGUUUACAACAGACUUUGAUUUCAGUGUACCAGGCUCAACGAAACUUCACAAUCUUAUUAACAAGCUUAAGAAAUGGAUCAAAAUUCUGGAAGCCAAGACAAAAUUGUUACCAAAGUCAUUUUUGAUCGAAGAGAAGUGUAGAUUCUUGAGUAAUUUCUCUCUCAACACGGCUGAGGUGGAACUACCUGGUGAAUUUCUACUGCCAAAGCAUAGUCACUACUAUGUGAGGAUAGCAAGGUUUAUGCCUAGAGUGGAGAUUGUACAGAAACAUAAUACUGCUGCUAGACGUCUUUAUAUCCGAGGUCAUAAUGGAAAGAUUUACCCGUACCUAGUUGUAAAUGAUGCUUGCCUCACAGAAUCUCGUAGGGAGGAGAGAGUGCUCCAGUUGUUGAGGAUGUUGAAUCAUUUCCUUACAAAACAAAAGGAGACGAGUAGACGUAUGUUGUAUUUCACAGUGCCAAGGGUCGUAGCAGUCUCCCCUCAGAUGAGACUUGUCGAAGAUAACCCUGCCUCUGUUUCACUACUUGAUGUAUACAAACAGAGAUGUAAUAAGCGAAGUAUCGAGCACGACGCCCCUAUUGCUAGAUAUUACGAGAGGUUACUGACAGUACAGGCGCGCGGCACACAGGCCAGCCACCAGGUGCUGCGGGAUAUACUUAAAGAGGUCCAAAAUAACAUGGUUCCACGUGGACUGUUAAAAGAAUGGGCACUUCAUACAUUCCUUGAUGCGACUGAUUAUUGGAUAUUUAGAAAAACUUUUACUGUACAAUUGGCAUUGAUGGGUUUUGCCGAGUUUGUGUUACAUCUGACGAGAAUGAAUCCCGACAUGAUGUACCUACAUCAAGAUUGUGGUUAUAUUAACAUCUCCUACUUCAAGUUUGAUAUUGAUGACCAGUCAGGAGACCUGGAUGCCAAUAGACCAGUACCAUUCAGACUGACCCCUAACAUUGCUGAGUUCCUGACCUCUACAGGG